Molecule: messenger RNA, 3822 nt
Organism: Dissoconium aciculare CBS 342.82
Lineage: Eukaryota; Fungi; Ascomycota; Dothideomycetes; Mycosphaerellales; Dissoconiaceae
Product: DNA replication factor C, large subunit
Exons: 2
Coding region: 178-3357 (1059 amino acids)
Biological process (GO): DNA replication; DNA repair
Cellular component (GO): DNA replication factor C complex; nucleus
Molecular function (GO): DNA clamp loader activity; DNA binding; ATP binding
Source: RefSeq, a predicted model, not a curated record
GGCAGCUUUGGGUCAGACGCCAAUCAUUGGAAGCGGCGCCGAUCCUCUGCCUGUCGAUGACUCCGGCUCAACUUUCGUGCGACCGCAUAACAAAAUAUUACGAUAUGUUGUUCUGAAUCGCAUACGACUGCUCGAUCAGAAAUACCCUGAAUAAACGGCAUACAUCACACCUCAAUCAUGCCGUCCGACAUCCGCGCUUUUUUUGGUGGGAAGCCAGCGGCGAAGGAGGCCACAGCACCGGAGCCAGAGAAGAGCAAGAAACGCGGCCGCUCCAAGAAAAUUGUUGAAGACGAUGAUGAUGAGGAUGAUGUGCCCACUAAACAUGCUGCAACAUCGACGAAGAAGAAACAGAAACUCGACCCUGAGCCAGUCCUAGAGGAGACCACCGCAGAUGAUUAUUUUGCAAAAGGAAAGGGCCAGAAACCUAAGCGAUCCGAACCAGUGCGUCCGAAGGCUGCAGAUGCGGAGGCCGUGAUCAGAACUCCGAAAAAAGCCACAGCCAAAGUGAACGGGACCAAAGCUACACCAACACGCUCGUCGGCAAGGUCCAAGAAGACUACCAAUUACACCGACCUCGAUCCGGACGAUUUUCCCAAUGACGUCGAGGAGGAUGCGGAUGACAUUUUCAAAGGCAAUGCCAAAACCGGGCGGCGUGCGGAUGAUGAUUAUGAGGAGGGCACAGAUCCUGAGGAUGAUUUGCCAUCAGCGGCGCGCAAAAGGGGGAGCGCUAGAGGGAAGGCGGCUGCGGAUGACGAUGACGAUGAUGAAGAGGAUGUUUACAAGAGCACGAAAAGCAAAUCGCGCAAUACUGCCCCCGCCAAGGGUAGUAGUAAACGAAAAUCAGCGGCAGUUGAGGAGGAGGAGGAAGAAGACGACCUCGAGGUAGCAGAGGUGAAAUCUGUGAAGAAGCGCGCAACUCCCGCGAAGAAGGCACCUACGGCUCAGGCGAGAUCGAUUCCAGCUCAAAAUGGUUCUGCAGUUCAGUCUAUCCUGGACAGCAUACCCACAGUUGUUGCUCCUCCCCCUCCUUCCAAAAAGGGUGGAGAUGACGGGAAGAAGAAAUUUCAGUACGGGCAACAUGCAAAUUCUGCUGUGCCAGCCGGUGCUAUAUCCUCUUCCGACCUGCCCACCGGCGCGGACAAUUGUCUCGCUGGUCUGACAUUUGUGUUUACAGGUCAGCUGCAAAUGCUAGGCCGUGAGCAGGGUCAAGCAUUGGUCAAGCAGUACGGAGGCAAGAUCACAACAGCGCCUUCAGCAAAGACAAGCUAUGUCGUGCUCGGUGAUGAUGCUGGCCCGAAGAAGCUUGAGACAAUUCAGAAGAACAAACUCAAGACUAUCAACGAAAAUGGACUUUUUGAAUUGAUCAAAAGACUUCCCGCGAAUGGUGGCGAUGGCGCUGCUGCCGCGAAGUACGCUGAUAAACUAGCAAAAGAAGAGCAAGACGCGCGAAAGGCUGCUGAAGAGAUGGACGUGCAAGAGCGGAAACGAGUUGCAGCUGAGGCAAAGUCAAGAACUCAGACAAGCCAAACUCCGUCGAAGCAGUCAGGUGACAAGCCUGCAGCUCUCGCUGUCGAUUCGAGACUAUGGACCGUACGAUACGCACCACAAUCUCUGAGCCAAAUAUGCGGCAAUAAAAGUCAAAUCGAGAAACUGCAGCGCUGGCUUCGCGCCUUUCCAAAGAGCCAAAAGACGGGAUUCAAGAUGGCUGGCCCGGACGGCAGUGGCACCCAUCGAGCCGUCAUGAUCCACGGGCCUCCGGGUAUUGGCAAGACCACCGCAGCACACUUGGUCGCAAAACUCGAGGGGUUCGAUAUUGUUGAGUCAAAUGCGUCGGACACAAGAUCGAAGAAACUUGUAGAGACUGGACUCAAAGGCGUGCUCUCUACUACAUCCCUCAUGGGAUACUUCGGAACAGGUUCCGGCGAGGCAGAUCCUUCAAAGAAGAAGCUUGUGCUAAUUAUGGAUGAGGUUGAUGGAAUGAGCGCAGGUGACAGGGGUGGUGUGGGUGCGCUCGCAGCUGUGUGCAAAAAGUCACAGAUCCCGAUGAUUCUGAUCUGCAACGAUCGCAAACUUCCAAAGAUGAGGCCUUUCGAUUUCGUGACGUAUGAUCUACCUUUCCGUCGACCUACAACCGAUCAAAUACGUGCGCGUAUUACCACUAUCGCUUUCAGAGAGGGUCUCAAGAUGCCCCCCAAUGUCAUUUCUGCACUCAUCGAGGGCACAGGGGCUGACAUCAGACAAGUCGUCAACAUGGUGAGCACCGCCAAGCUUGACGAUCAAACCAUGACCUUCGAGGACAGCAAGGACAUGAGCAAAGCUUGGGAAAAACACAUCAUCCUCAAGCCUUGGGAUAUGGUAGGCAAAAUUCUUGGCGGCGGCCUUUUCAAUCCAGCCGCAAAUUCGACCUUGAACGACAAGACAGAGCUAUAUUUUAACGACCAUGAGUUUGCACCUCUAAUGCUGCAGGAGAACUACCUGGGCACGAAUCCUGUGCGCUCCAACAAAUACAAUGGUGAUGCUAAACGCAAACGCCUGGCGGAGCUGAGCUUAGCUAGUCUUGCAGCUGAUUCUAUCAGCGAUGGCGACCUGGUCGAUCGAAUGAUCCACGGCAGCCAGCAGCAAUGGUCGUUGAUGCCCGUCCACGCAAUAUUCAGCUUUGUCCGUCCUGCUAGCUACGUGUACGGCUCUAUGGCUGGUCAUCAAACUCGAUUCACGGCGUGGCUCGGCAAGAAUUCCAAUCAGGGCAAGCUCAUGCGCUUCAUCAAGGAGAUCCAGGGUCACAUGAGGUUGAGAGUAACUGCAGACAGGCACGAGAUUCGACAGACCUAUAUGCCUAUGUUGUUUGACAAGCUCGUCAAGCGGCUCGAAAACGACGGAAAGGAAGCAGUAUCCGAAAUUAUCGAGCUCAUGGACCACUACUUCCUCACAAAGGACGACUGGGAUGCUAUUCUCGAGCUUGGCGUUGGCCAAGCCGACAUGGAGAAGGUGAAGAUCGAGUCACAAGCCAAAUCAACCUUCACCAGACUAUACAAUCAGCAGUCACAUCCCCUGCCAUUCAUGAAAGCAUCACAAAUCGUUGCACCAAAGCGUGCGCCUGCCAAAGAGAAGCCCGAUCUCGAAGAAGCCCUCGAAGAAUCCGAAGACGAAGGCUUGGACGAUGUAGAUGUCAAGGCCGAGGAUGACGAUGAAAUUGACCUCUCAAAAGACAAGUACGUGAAGCAGCCAAAGACGAAACGCGCUGCGCCCGCAAAGGGUGGCGCGAGCAAAAAGAAAAGCGCCAAGGACGAUGAAGACGAUGACGACGAGGAAGAUGCCAAGCCCAAAAAGGGUAAAGGGAAAGGUCGCGCGAAGAAGUGAUGACUGUCAUUCUGGAUUGGUUCCAUGGUCGGCAUUGUCAAGCGAUAUUCCGAAUUGUGCAUGAGACAUCAGCCAAUUCAAGCGCACCUGCAAGCUUUGGUCAUGUUGGCAAACAAUUCAGUUGUAUGCAUUCCCGGCGUUUUGAUCGGAGGAUCCAAAGAAGGCGCUCAUACGUCAUGAACAUAAUAUGUAGCAUUGGUUGUACAAUUACACAGCUGGCUUUUCUAGGCUUUUCUAGGCUUGUAACCAGGUCUAUCAUGGGAAUGCAUCUGUACUUUUUUUCGCAAAUGUGGUUGGUAGCUUUCUAUUCGUUGUUGGCGUUUAUCUUGUCCGCCUGUCGUCUCAAUUCCAUCUCGACUAAGCGGAUGCACACGUCCGCGAUGUCGCUUCCUACCUUCCAGGUCCUGACGGUAACUCCAUUCCGUUCCAGCAGAGCCUGCGCUCGGGCCAGCCUCUGCUUCCAGA